GCGUUGGAGCUUUCUUUGGAAUACGACACGUGUCAUCAUCUGCAGUGGGACACUUGUUAAAGGAAGGUUGUACACCUUGGGAUCCCUGAAUCUAUCAGCUACUGAAGGGGUUUCUCAUGAUCAGCAAUGUAACCAGUGUAGAUUAAGAGACUGUAAAUUUGGCGCGCCUCUGAACUGCAAGGCUUGAAUAGGAAGAGAUGUAUAUGACAGCGGCUUAGUAGCAUGACUUGUGGAAAAGGAAGUGAAGUGUAUCUCAAGCAAGGAAGGAAAGAGUGUUUCUGAGAUAUGGGAGGGAUCGAACAAGGUGCAAAGAGGAGCGUGUAACAGAGAAAAAAUGUGUGAGUGUGUGUGAGAGAGAGAGAAAGGAGGAGGAGGAGCAGGAGGAAGAGGAGGAAGAUGGAGGUGCAGGUGGUUGCAGGCGCGCUGGGAAAGGAAUCAGCAUGGGCUACCGGAGUUGUAUGGCAGGAUGGUGAGGGAAGACGCGGUAGAAAUGGAUGUUGUUGCUCUGCUCAAGUGGCUUCUUCGUCAUCAUCGAUGUCUUUGUGCUGCUCUAGCAGGGUACAUCGGCGCUCAGGAUCUCUGAGAUUCUCAUGCCAGGGGUAUUCUGAACCAGACUGCUCUCACAGGUGGGAGAGUGGGCAUGUCAACGACAGCAGAAGUCGGCAGUCACCCCUCUCUCACUCUGAGCCCUGGGGCUGCGGGUCAAGAUCGCCGUCGAAAUUGCCGAUAUGUGGCUGUUCGGUACGAGUCAGGAGGAAAAUGGAAGGUAAACUGAGGGUGGGAGAGGUUCGCUGCGCCCUUGCCGAUGCAGUCCUCAGACAUGUUGGUGACGAGGUGAUUCUGCAGAAGAUCUCUGAGGAGUUUAGCAGAUGUGAAGAUAACAAACAAAAGAUGAGACUCCUCCUCCAUUAUGCAGACCGGUUGCCACGCCUGGACAAGGAGGACUGCAUUCCUGAGAAUCAAGUUAUGGGAUGCACAUCACGUGUUUGGGUGACUGCGAGAUUGGAUGAUGAAGGAAGGGUUUGGUUCAGCGGUGACAGCGAUGCCGAGUUGUCGCGUGGCCUUUGUGCUGUCCUCAUUGAAGGAAUAAGUGGACUGACUCCUGAGGCGAUACUCGAUGUAAGGGAAGCAACACUCGCCUCCAUGCAUCUUUCCCCCAUCACCACCCGAUCUAGGAUCAACGGCUUCUACAACAUGCUGAAGAUGAUGCAGAAAAGAGCAGGGGAAUUAGCGCUGCUACGUGACGGUUUGACCCCAGUUGCCCCCUUCCCGUCGAUACUAAUCACUGCAAAUGGCGAGCUCCAACCACGUGGGGAUUUCGCUGAGUCCCAGGCGCGCUUCUUAUUUCCGGACCCCUAUGCUGUGGACAACUUAGUGUCUUUGGUUUCCUCAAAGAAGAUCGGAGUUGUCGCCCACUUCUACACGGACCCUGAGGUGCAAGGGGUGCUUGCUGCAGCUCGAAGUCGUUGGCCGCACAUUUUGAUCUCUGACUCCCUCGUCAUGGCAGACGGAGCGGUGAAGAUGGCGGAAGCAGGAUGCACCACCAUAGCUGUGCUUGGGGUGGACUUCAUGUCAGAGAACGUGCGUGCCAUCCUUGACCAGGCUGGUUAUUCGCAUGUGGGAGUCUAUCGCAUGUCACACCUGGAGAUAGGCUGCUCCCUUGCAACGGCAGCGCAGGGAACAAGUUAUGUCAAGUUUCUUGAUGAGGCUUCUAAAACCCCCAAUGCUCUGCAUGUCAUCUACAUCAACACGUCACUUGAGACAAAGGCAGAGGCACAGCUCAAGGUUCCAACCAUCACAUGCACAUCUUCAAAUGUUGUACAGACGAUUCUUCAGGCAUCCGCACAAGUACCGGAAGUGUCUAUAUGGUAUGGACCAGACACGUACAUGGGCGCAAACCUUGCAUUCGUUCUUCGCGAAAUGGAAAACUUGUCAGAUGAAGAGAUUGCAGCAAUCCAUUCUGCUCAUAAUAGGAAAACCAUCAGCGCUCUCCUGAGCCGUUUCCACUAUUUUCAGGAUGGGGCUUGCAUUGUACACGAUAUAUUUGGGAGUGAGGUGGUCAAGCGCGUCAAGGCAGGCUACAGUGAUGCGUAUCAGGCCGCACACUUUGAGGUACCAGGCGAGAUGUUUGCAAUGGCCAUGGAAGCCAAACGUCGUCAGAUGGGGGUGGUCGGAUCGACGUCCAAUAUUCUGUCUUUCAUUACAGAUAAGACUCGAGAGGCCAUCGCUCAAGGGCAUGAUCAGCGCCUUCAAUUCGUCCUCGGGACAGAAUCGGGCAUGAUAACGUCAAUUGUCGGCAAAGUGCGAGAGAUCUUGAAAAAGAACAUGAACGCUGGCGGUGCAAGGGGACCUAUGGUGGAUGUGGAGAUUGUCUUUCCCGUUUCCUCAGACGCCAUAACUGCAUCUUCCGAAGUUAGCGGCGGAAAUCUUUCAUCACUGUCAUCGUCAGCACCUGGAGGCCAGGGGCUGGAAGAGCUGAAGGUGGCAGUACGGCCUGCAAGUGGGGUCAUUGGAGAGCUGGGUGUUGUGCCAGGGGUACAAGGUGGAGAGGGGUGCUCCAUUUCAGGAGGCUGUGCUUCCUGUCCAUACAUGAAGAUGAACUCUCUUAAUGCGUUGCUGCACGUCUGCCGGUGGAUCGGGACGGACUCAGAGGCGAUGCUGUCAGCAUACAAACCUCGACUAGUGAGGGAUCAAGUUGGGGGAAGGUCGUUGGUUGAUCUCGGCUGUACGCCUAUUCUCCACAUGCGACAUUUCCAGUUUGACAGUGUGCGGCCGAGCUUUGCUGGGAGCACGACACGUGUCAUCAUCAGCAGCGGGGUACUUGUAAAAGGUCAGUUGAAGGUACGAGAGAUGUCGACGACGAGCGAUGGAGUUCCAGAGGAGAAUCAUGGCUUCAAUUAUGACCUUGUUGUUAUUGGAGGGGGUUCCGGUGGACUAGCCUGCUCGAGAGAGGCCGUUAAGUAUGGAAAGAAGGUUGCAGUUUUGGACUAUGUUAAUCCAACCCCCAAGGGAGCGCAAUGGGGUCUGGGAGGUACCUGUGUGAAUGUUGGUUGCAUUCCAAAACUGCUGAUGCAUCAUGUUGGACUCCUAGGCGAGACACUUGUCGACGCUGAAGAAGCAGGCUGGAAAGUCAAAGUGGGUGGUCAUGACUGGGGCAAGAUGGUUCAGGUUGUUCAAGACUACAUUGGCUCGCUCAAUUGGGGCUAUAGAAUUGCUUUGCGCGAUGAGAAGAUCGAUUACAUCAACGCAUACGGGCGAUUUACGAACCCCCACACACUCGAGUGCAAGGACAGAAGGGGAAAGGUGCAAAACAUAACGUCUCGGCGGUUUGUGAUUGCUGUCGGAGGGCGACCUCGAUACUUGGGAGUUGAGGGAGAUAAAGAGCUCUGCAUCACAAGUGAUGACAUCUUUUCACUGGACGGACCUCCAGGGAAGACCCUCUGUGUCGGGGCCAGCUACAUCUCUCUGGAGUGUGCGGGCUUCCUGACAGGACUUGGCUAUGACGUCACCGUAAUGGCGAGAUCCAUAUUCCUUCGUGGCUUCGAUCAGCACGCGGCGGAGCACAUUGCCCAAUACAUGGAAGACCACGGGACGAAAAUUAUUAAAAAGGCGGUGCCGGUCAAGUUUGAGGAGGCGGAAAAUGGGAAGAUUCUGGUGUCAUAUGCAGAGCAAGGCAAUGUGCUUAAGAAAGACGUCUUUGAUACUGUCAUCCUUGCAGUUGGCCGAGAUGCAUUGACACUUGAUUUGGGGUUGGACAAAGCAGGAGUGCGAUUUAAUCCCACAACGGGAAAGAUCCCAGCUGUGAAUGAGCAGACGAAUGUGGAUCAUAUCUUUGCUGUGGGAGAUGUUCUUGAAGGGAGGCAAGAGCUCACACCCGUGGCAAUCAAAGCGGGAAUCUUGCUCGCUAGACGCCUUUACGGGAACAGCAACAUGCCAAUGGAUUACAAUCUGGUCCCCACAACCGUCUUCACACCGCUGGAGUAUGGUUGCAUUGGAAUGUCCGAAGAGCAGGCCGAGCAAACUUUCGGAGCAGACAACAUCGAGCUGAUCACGCUUUUGACAGAGAAUGAACGAGUUGUAGGGCUUCAUGUUGUUGCACCCAAUGCGGGGGAAAUCACCCAGGGAUAUGCAGUGGCGAUGAAAAUGGGUGCCACCAAAGCAGAUUUCGACGCCACAGUGGGGAUCCACCCGACAAUUAGCGAGGAGUUCACGCUGCUGAAAAUCACGAAACGAUCGGGUAUAAGCCCAUUCAAAACAGGAUGCUGAGGUUAAGCCUGCUGCUACUCUUUAUACCAGGAACACAUUGCUGGACCAUGGAAGUAUAGCUUUUGCCACGCCGCCAGACUCCUGCCGCUGCCGCUGCUCGACUCGAUAUCGGAGGGGAGGAUGGAGGGGAGAUGAAAACAAGAAAAAGAGGAGGGCACAGGCAUGAGUCACGAUCCCCACUUCUCCGUCUCAUCAUCUUUUUCUUGUCUCACGUCUGCACGUCUUCAGAUAGACACGAGAGCCGCGAUUGCAUGAUUAGCGCGGCGAUCAUAGCGGCAAAUCGAUGGAAACAAGGAGCCGUCCAUUGUGGCGAUGCGGUGAAAUAUAUAUUAUGGGUUGCGCAAUGUUUUCUGGGCUUAGGGGUAGCAGCAGGAGGCCAAAAGGUGACAGGCGAAUGUAUGUGGGAAACUCACAGGUUGGUGGACGGUUGUCGGUUCCGAGAGGACGCUGCGGAAAGCUGGGAAAGGUUUUUUCGGGGGUUUAGCUGGAGAAGAGUACGCGGUGCUGUCCAUGACGCAUUGCGUGCGUCGGGGGGGUAAGAUUCUCUCACGCUCUUCUUGGGUGAUGGCGUUGCCACCUACCUGUCCACGUUCGCCUGUCACUUGUUUCGCUCGGCGUUUGCGCCCACAAUCCAUGACGGCUGCGUCCUUAAAUGCUACCUCAGCACAGGAUGUAGCCCGACCAAUGUGGUGCGCAUCGCAUGGGCCUGUCAAGACACAUGAGCAUGCAUCUGAUCCAUGGAUGCCACGAUUGAUAUGGUUGAUUUAUGUUUGUUUGCUCCGUUGACAAAAGCGAAGACAUUACGACUAGACAGAGGACCACUCUUCAUGACGGUGUCGUCCUUAAAUGCUGUGACAAGCACAGGGUGAUGCCUGAUCAAUGUGGUAUACCUCAUCUGGUUAAAGGCCGAACAUCUGUGUGUUUGUUUGUGUGUGUGUGGUGUGCGUGUGUAUCUCCGUGUGUGUGUGUGUGUGUGUGUGUGUGUGUGUGUGUGUGUGUGUGUGUGUGUGUGUGUGUGUGUGUGUG
Messenger RNA from Chara braunii, 5292 nucleotides. The record is from the annotation of a GenBank genome assembly. Lineage: Eukaryota; Viridiplantae; Streptophyta; Charophyceae; Charales; Characeae.